AUGCAAUUCAUGUCCACCUGCCUCAACACCUUGUUUGCCGGUUUCACGGGCAUCCUCGGCUUCGUGGGACAGUCGCUCAACGGGCUCGUCAAGCUGAGGGAAUUCUUCGUCCAAGUCAAAAGAGCACCGAAAAAGGUUGCCGACCUGCUGCAGGACAUUGAAGAGCUCCACGCCACCCUGAAUGACGUGCGCCAGCUUGCGGGGCUCUUUAGCGACGAUGAUAUCCCAUCUGCCGGCGCAAAGCGACCCGACAUAUCUUCCUUGCUAGCGAACGUGAGGUCGUGCACCGAGGACAUUGUCGAAUGGGCUCAGGUCGCCGAGGACCUCGACCCAGGGUCGCUGACGGGGUUGCGCUCCUUCUUCCGGAGGGCCAAGGUCGCUGCCGAAAAGACCUUGUUCGAAGAGUUUGGAAAGAGAAUUACAAACCAUCAACACAAGAUAGGGCUCAGUCUGUCUAUUCUCGGGAGAUCCCUAGACUAUCUGAGCCACACCAAACUCGACAGCCUUCACUUCCAGUUCAAUGGCUUGACGGAGGCGCACUUGCGACUCAACGAGGUCGUCACCCGAGAGUUUGAGAACCUAGCUCCGGACACCGACACCAAGCCCCUUGCGGAGAUACUGGCAGAGGCUUUCCGAAACCAGGAACGCGCCCUUGACGAUGUGGUCGGCGAGCUCACCGAACGGAUCAGUGUCGACUACCGGUCCACGCAUCGCAGCAUCAGAAGUAUCCAGAGCAACAUCUCCACGAUAACGUCAUCCUUCUCAUUCCAUGCCAAGGACCCGGAUGAGUCCGAACUGUCUGAAAAUGAUUCGGUUGCAGCAACCGAUAACGAAGAGACGCUGGAAUGGAGUUGUGACGCCUUGAGCGGGAUCGACGUCGCCUUCCCUGAUGAGACGUGCUUGCUCUGCUCAAGGCAAUACAAGCUCGAAGAUGCAUUCUCUCGAGGGCAUCACUUGGUGUCGUAUCACAACUACGGGAAAUGCAACCUCGAGGUCGCUUACCAGGAUUGGUCAGCAUUGAGACGGCACUUGAAGCGCUCCCACAAGUUGACAAAUCAGCUCAAAUCGAACCGAGACGUCUUGCAGGCCACCUUUCUCAGGUCUCGGGUCCGGAGGUCCAACAUCUUCCGGCACCGUGACGGGGCGAUAAGCCGUCGACAAAAACAAAUAGAACCGGCGACUGAGAGUGAAGAGUCCGAGACGACAUCGCUUCUUAUUCAUCUUAUGCAAGCGAACAUUGUCUCGGAAGCUGGCUCAAUAUGGUCCCCAACGUCAAAUACCCCUGGUUGGAAGGCGCCGUUCACUCCAGGAGACACAAAUCGGCUUGUUGAGUUUCUAGAUGCACUCUCGAAAAAAGCUAUUCGGUACGAAACGACAGAUCAAACUCAACUGAACCUGCUGUACAAAGCUGCCUGUCUAGAAGAACAGAUAGUUGUCGAGAAUAUGCAAAGCAGGGUCGGCUUUGGGUACCCAAGCGAUACCGAGCGGCGCAUCGAGUACCUCCGCAAGCACAGAGGCCAGGAAGCUGCGGGUCAAGACUUGGCCAACGUGUGGAUUGUUGCUGACCCGCCUCACGAAUCACCCCUGAAUCAAUACAUCGAGGUGCCGCUUUCCGAAUGUGUAGAGUGCUCCGGUUUCAAGCUGUACCGGAGCGCCAGGGAAGCCAAGCAUCACAUUACCCGGGAGCAUUUCGGGUCUGAGUGGACCUGGAGGAAUCUAAAGGAUGCUGAGAAUCCGAUGGUUGUGCAAGUUCCGGGGCGUCUCAGACAUCCCUCAGUGACGACGUUUCAAGACACCCACAGCCUUUCACGGCGAAUUGACAAGUGGCUUAAUUCGUGCUUCCUCGAGUCCAAUGCCACGCAAAGGCUGCUCAGACUGUCUCCGGCCACGAGACACCUCUUCGCAGCAAAUCACAAGGAAUGGUUCCUGUCUAUCAUGGCGGCGUGGGACGCCUGUGGCAAUCUAGGGCCGCAUGAGAUGCAGUAUGCGCGGUCGGAUGGAGCUGUGGACAGUAGAGAUGGCUGGUCGGACGAUGAAAGACUGCCACAGCGAUCUGUCGCAUCGGGUCCUCGGGACAGGUCCCUCCUGUUGUUGGGUAAGGUGUCGUCCUUACGGGCGAAUAACACGCGAGGAUGGACGUCGACGGCUCCUACGGUUACCUUCGAUGACGCGACUACUGCAGUCAUCUCCCAGCCUCUCGUUGAAGGGAAGAACGCUUUGGCAUUGUUAAAGAAAGAUGGCCUAGAACUUACCUGA
Molecule: messenger RNA, 2256 nt
Organism: Thyridium curvatum
Lineage: Eukaryota; Fungi; Ascomycota; Sordariomycetes; Thyridiales; Thyridiaceae
Exons: 4
Coding region: 1-2256 (751 amino acids)
Source: RefSeq, a predicted model, not a curated record